This is a messenger RNA of Dipodomys ordii (Ord's kangaroo rat), 2130 nucleotides long. It is a transcript of the gene Trpc6, whose product is annotated as transient receptor potential cation channel, subfamily C, member 6. The record is from RefSeq and is a predicted model, not a curated record. Gene Ontology annotation, molecular function: store-operated calcium channel activity; inositol 1,4,5 trisphosphate binding. Gene Ontology annotation, biological process: manganese ion transport; regulation of cytosolic calcium ion concentration; calcium ion transmembrane transport. Gene Ontology annotation, cellular component: cation channel complex; membrane. Lineage: Eukaryota; Metazoa; Chordata; Mammalia; Rodentia; Heteromyidae. The transcript is spliced from 12 exons. The annotation marks the transcript as partial.
CGCUCGCGCAUGAACGCCUACCGGGGCCUGGCCAGCGCCGCCUACCUGUCCCUGGCCAGCGAGGACCCCGUCAGGACGGCGCUGGAGCUCAGCAACGAGCUGGCCGUGCUGGCCAACAUCGAGAAGGAGUUCAAGAACGACUACAAGAAGCUGUCCAUGCAGUGCAAGGACUUCGUGGUGGGCCUUCUGGACCUGUGCCGGAACACGGAGGAGGUGGAGGCCAUUCUGAACGGCGAUGUGGAGACGCGGCACCCCGGGGAUCACGGCCGUCCGAACCUCAGCCGCUUGAAGCUCGCCAUUAAGUACGAAGUAAAGAAAUUUGUGGCUCACCCAAACUGCCAGCAGCAGCUCCUGUCCAUCUGGUACGAGAACCUUUCCGGCUUGCGGCAGCAGACGAUGGCCGUCAAGUUUCUGGUGGUCCUGGCGGUGGCUGUGGGGCUGCCCUUCCUGGCUCCCAUCUACUGGUGUGCUCCGUGCAGCAAGAUUGGGAGGAUAAUGCGUGGGCCGUUCAUGAAGUUUGUGGCUCACGCGGCCUCGUUCACCAUCUUCCUGGGGCUGCUGGUCAUGAACGCGGCAGACAGAUUCGAAGGCACCAAGCUGCUUCCCAACGAGACCAGCGUGGACCACGCGCGGCAGCUCUUCCGGAUGAAGACGUCCUGCUUCUCGUGGAUGGAGAUGCUCAUCAUAUCCUGGGUGAUCGGCAUGAUAUGGGCUGAAUGUAAAGAAAUCUGGAUCCAGGGCCCCAAAGAGUACCUGUUUGAGCUGUGGAACAUGCUGGACUUCGGCAUGCUGGCCAUCUUCGCGGCCUCGUUCAUUGCCAGGUUCAUGGCGUUCUGGCACGCUUCCAAAGCCCAGAGCAUCAUCGACGCCAACGACACGCUGAAGGAUUUGACCAAAGUUGCCUUGGGAGACAACGUGAAAUACUACAACUUGGCCAGGAUACAGUGGGACCCGUCGGACCCUCAGAUCAUAUCCGAAGGUCUGUAUGCCAUUGCGGUGGUGCUGAGUUUCUCCCGAAUUGCGUACAUCCUGCCAGCGAACGAGAGCUUCGGGCCUCUGCAGAUCUCGCUGGGGAGGACGGUGAAGGACAUCUUCAAGUUCAUGGUCAUCUUCAUCAUGGUGUUUGUGGCCUUCAUGAUCGGCAUGUUCAACCUCUACUCCUACUACAUCGGCGCCAAGCAGAAUGAGGCCUUCACCACCGUGGAGGAGAGCUUUAAGACGCUGUUCUGGGCCAUCUUCGGGCUUUCGGAGGUGAAGUCUGUGGUGAUCAACUACAACCACAAGUUCAUCGAGAACAUCGGCUACGUGCUGUACGGUGUCUACAAUGUCACCAUGGUCAUCGUGCUGCUGAACAUGCUCAUCGCCAUGAUCAACAGCUCCUUCCAGGAGAUCGAGGACGAUGCUGACGUGGAGUGGAAGUUCGCCAGGGCCAAGCUCUGGUUCUCCUACUUCGAGGAGGGCAGGACGCUGCCGGUCCCGUUCAACCUGGUGCCCAGCCCCAAGUCCCUCUUCUAUCUCCUAGUCAAGUUGAAGAAGUGGGUUUCGGAGCUGUUUGUGGGGCACAGAAAAGGCUUCCGGGAGGACGCGGAGAUGAACGAGAGUAAAGAAGAAAAGAAACUUGGAAUUCUGGGAAGUCAUGAAGAUCUUUCAAAAUUGUCACUUGACCAGAAACAGAUUAAACCAGCCGUGCAGUCUACCCAGAGCCUGGUACUUAGGGGAAAAGAGCUGUUGGCAGUGUCCCAGCACCACGUGCCAGCGGUGCCUUCUCCCUGCCUCUUCUCUGGGGUCCACACGCUGGCUGUGGAGGAGAAAGUAAUGAAGCGGCUCAUCAAAAGAUACGUGCUGCAGGCGCAGGUGGACAAGGAGAGUGACGAAGUGAAUGAAGGGGAACUGAAGGAAAUCAAGCAGGACAUCUCCAGCCUCCGCUACGAGCUCCUUGAAGAAAAGUCCCAGAACACAGAGGACCUGGCAGAACUCAUAAGGAAACUCGGGGAGAAAUUAUCCUUGGAACCACAUCAAGAGGAAAGCAGCAAAAGAUAAUCCAGAUCCUUCCUUAGAAAUCCGUAUUUGUCCACUUGAAGCCAUAUUGUUUUCUGAUAUAUUUUUGUUAAGUGCCAAUGAUAGAAAAAG